AUGUUAGCAAAAAAGACAGCUGAUGCAAACUCAGCCAAGGCUGCCAAGCCAGUGGCUGGAAAACCCAAGAAGGAAGUCUCUGGCGGGAAAAAUAAAAAGAAGAAGUGGUCAAAGGGCAAAGUUCGUGACAAGCUUAACAACUUGAUCCUCUUCGACAAGGCCACUUACGACAAGCUGUACAAGGAGGUGCCCAGCUACAAGCUGAUUACUCCUUCUGUGGUGUCUGAAAGGUUAAAAGUCAGGGGCUCAUUGGCCAAGCAGGCACUGAGAGAAUUACAUUCAAAAGGGUUGAUUCACUUGGUGUCCAAACACAACUCCCAGUUGAUCUACACAAGGGAGACAAGGACGAAGCACCAGCAGAAAAAUAGUAAUGUAAACAAACAGAAAAAGCUUAGACACAGCAAAACUUUUUCUGAAGAAUUUGAGUUAGAAAGUGUUUUUUCUUAA
Molecule: messenger RNA, 447 nt
Organism: Candidula unifasciata
Lineage: Eukaryota; Metazoa; Mollusca; Gastropoda; Stylommatophora; Geomitridae
Source: the annotation of a GenBank genome assembly